AUAUCUACGUUCACCGGAGGGGAUUCUUGGGCGUUGGGACAAGAGGAGGGGAUGCGUAAGGGGGCGUGCUAUAUUAUGUGGACGCGAAGAGCCGCUUAUUCAUAAUUCUACUAGCCGCAGGUGUAGGGCCGGCCACCUAUUGACAUGCUCUGCACUGUUCUUCAAUCAAAGCCUACACAUCGAGUCCAAGGGGUAUGAGGAAUUACGCGCCGGUAAAGGGUUUCGCAAUUUUAACUGACAUUUAAUGCGCGUCUGUUGUAUACCCUCAUACAUAAUUGCCGUGCCUGUAUGGGAGAAAGAUCGAGUAAGCUGCGAGAGCAAAUUACUUGACGUGGAUGAUGGUGGUCGCGAUUAAGGACUUUCUUUGUCAAAAAUAAAGGAAUAAAUGAACACGAUGACUGACCAGUACAGCAUGUUUCUCACUACUGCUCCCCCUCUGAGGAGAGGAAGCACACCUCUACCAAUUAAGCACCAGCUGAGGCGAGAGGAAGCCGUAUCAGAGGACCAUGAUUGGAUACCAGGGAUUGAUGAGCCUGCUAUGUUGCCAAUCAGUGACACUCUUGGCCGGGAUGAAUCAUUUAGUCAAGCAUCAGAGGGAUAUCAUGGGAGUGCUAUAAGGAUCGUGCUGCUUGGGCAGAAUGGGGUUGGGAAAUCAGCACUAGCUCUGUCCCUGGCUGGACUGUCAGACAGAUCACUGUCAGUGGACUCUGAAACAGCCUGUGGGGAAGGCUACGAGCGCACGGUGUCAGUUGAUGAUGAGGAGAGUGCUGUCAUCAUUUAUGAUAACUGGAAACAGGACCUGUCCAAGCUGCAGUGCGAGGUGGUCGUCCUCGUGUUCUCAGUGACUGACCGGAGAAGUUUCCAUCGCACCGCACAGCUCCGCCUCAUCCUCAGGGAGUCACUGCCCCACACUCCCAUCAUCCUUGUGGGCAACAAGAGUGACCUUGUCCGUUCUCGGGAGAUCAGUACAGAAGAGGCACACUCCAGUGCCAUGAUGUAUGACUGCCAGUACCUGGAGCUGUCAGCUUCCCUAGACCAUGGGACAACCGAGCUGCUGGAGGGAGCCGUGAGGGCUGCCAGGGGCGACUGCGUGGGACCGGGUUGGACGGAGGGGGACCCCGGGGCAGGCCGCAGGGAGAGCCUGACCAGCAGGGCCAAGCGGUUCCUGUCUGGCCUGGUGCCGCGCUCCUACGGCCGAGGAGACAGAGACAGGGGCCAGUACAGGGAGAUGAGCAGACAGCGAGGAAGCAAGAUCCUCCGACAGAAAUCCCGCUCCUGUCAUGACCUCAGCGCCAUGUGAAACACCAGAUGGACUGUGAGAAAGGGGGGGGGGGGGGUGAAAAGCGGAGGGGAAAGAAUGGAGGAUGACAAUGGGGAAAGGGGAUGAGUUUUGGAGGGAGGAGCGGGAGGCGGACAUGGUGUGGAGAGAGAUGGGGAGAGAUGAGUCCUGGUUGUGUCGUUAUGUCAAGAGAAAAACCCAAGAAUGAUUAAAGAAUCAAGUAAAAGAGAGGCGAUUUGGAAAUGAUUGCGUCACAAAUGAUCCCUCACCCAAGAGGCACACACUCUCUGAUUAUGUAUAGGCUGAUAGAGAUCUAAUGUAGACCCUGUUUAAAGCAUGCUGUUCCACCAUGCUCUGCAACCAUGGAGAGUUGUAGAGAUAAGACUCUCCCUGUAGGCCCAUGUUGUAAUAAUAACAACAGCAUCCUGGUUCCCCCUCUUAUCGGCUAGUAGCUACAGUUUAUAGUUCCUCCCUUCCCUGUGAUCUUGCAACGCAAGACAGUUUAUAAAAGCCUCAUCCAUGCACUUUCUAUACCGGUGUUUCCGAUCGCAUUUCAUGUUGCUGCAUAAUCCCUUUAGGUCAGAUAUUGAUUUCAGCGAUAUUCAAUAAUCCCACUGAGAAGAAACCUUGGUUGGAGUGGGUCAUAUUACAGGAUCCAUCCUGGAAAUAAAAAUGAUGUAUUGUGGUUAGAGGAAAUCUGCCCACCAAUUACAGUCCCCUUUUACUGUGACUUUUCUAAACAUAUCUACACUUAUUUAACAAGGCCACAAGUAUAGAUGCUGCUACAACUGAGCCUAGCUGAGUAAAUUGCUCUAAAUUAAAAGAAACUUGUGGCCAGAGUAGCUCCCUUCUACAUGAUUUGAGUAUCCUAUAUGGGACCACAGAACCCACUGCACUAACUCCUGACAGAACCCACUUCACUAACUAAUGACAGAACCCACUUCACUAACUCCUGACAGAACCCACUUCACUAACUAAUGACAGAACCCACUUCACUAACUCCUGACAGAACCCACUUCACUAACUAAUGACAGAACCCACUUCACUAACUCCUGACAGAACCCACUUCACUAACUAAUGAUAGAACCCACUUCACUAACUCCUGACAGAACCCACUUCACUAACUCCUGACAGAACCCACUUCACCAACCUAUGACACAACACACUUCACUAACUCCUGACAGAAACCACUUCACUAACUCCUGACAGAACCCACUUCACUAACUCCUGACAGAACCUACUUAACUAACUCCUGACAGAACCCACUUUACUAUCUCCUGACUGCUGCUGAGUCAGAGCACCUUGGGUUGCUACCGGAUGACUGUGGCUGAGUCAGAGUAUCUUGGGUUGCUACAGAUCACAGGAAUUGGUGGUUGAGAAGAUGACAAAAAAGACAAGUUCCUGUGGCUGUUUAUGUUUUCAUGUUAGAAUGUUUUUUACACAAAGGAGUUGUAUACAUAAAUAACAUAAAGUUACAUAUACACUUUCCUCCGUUACUAUAGGGAUGUUGAAGAAUGUCUUAUUCUUUUGGCUCUGUACUUUAAAAGUUUGAAAUAAAAAAAAUACUAUGAGAUUCAA
Esox lucius (northern pike) is the source of this 2857-nucleotide messenger RNA. RefSeq names its product RAS (RAD and GEM)-like GTP binding 2 (gene rem2). NCBI's taxonomy places the organism in Eukaryota, Metazoa, Chordata, Actinopteri, Esociformes, Esocidae. Bases 386 to 1300 code for a protein of 304 amino acids. Gene Ontology annotation, cellular component: plasma membrane. Gene Ontology annotation, molecular function: GTP binding; GTPase activity; calcium channel regulator activity. The transcript has 5 exons. The record is from RefSeq and is a predicted model, not a curated record.